Molecule: messenger RNA, 2150 nt
Organism: Bombyx mandarina (wild silkworm)
Lineage: Eukaryota; Metazoa; Arthropoda; Insecta; Lepidoptera; Bombycidae
Product: lipopolysaccharide-induced tumor necrosis factor-alpha factor homolog
Molecular function (GO): zinc ion binding
Source: RefSeq, a predicted model, not a curated record
CCCAUCCUAUGUUUAAGAUAAAAAAUGAUGAAUUGAUGAUUAUAUCUUGAAUGUAUAGUGUACUUUCCGUAAAUUAUCUUCUCAUUGUUUAGUGUCAAUUGUUAGACGAGUAAUUGUGGGCUUUACGGCCAAAGAGAAGCUAAUUAAUUAGUCUAAAGUGAACUAAAUACUGCACCUUUCUCGUUUUUUUCAUAAAACUGGGAGUCAUUCAGUUUUUAUUCAUUUAAUUGAAGAAAGUGUUAAAUUAACUAAAAACUUCUGUUGCACCGGCAUUAUAAUGUCUACCCAUCAAGGACCUAGUGCGCCACUAGACGAUCUUCCACCGCCGUACUCAUCGGUUGUAGGAACUACGCAUUAUGGCUUUGUGGCUCCGGCACUAAGUAAUCCUAUCCCGGAUUCUGUAGGAGCAUAUCCACCUGCUAAACCAUUUACUCCUCCAGGAGUUUACCCUCAUCCCGAAGGUGUAACAAAUGCAACUGUAAAUAUGCAGCCUUCUAGAAUACCACCUCCACCACCAGGCUUACCAGUCGGUAUUGUUCUUCCAAACGCUAUGGGUACAGAACCAACCACUUUAACAUGUUUCAACUGUAAUAAAAUAGUUACUACAAGAGUUACAUACACAACAGCUUGGCACACACAUUUAAUUGCUGGGUCGAUUUGCUUGAUCACUAUAGUUUGUUCACUAUGCUGCCUGGGUUUGAUCCCGUACUGCUUUGAUACAUUCAAGGAGGCUGAGCACUACUGCCCUAAUUGCAACACAUUCAUCGGCAAAAGCAACAAGUGUUAAUUUCAGUGAAAUAAAUAUAUUUAAAAUUGGUGUCCUUUAUGCAUAAUGUAAAGUCACUAAAUUUAAAAUAUCUACAAUUUUGAGAAGAGGCUAAGAAAUAUAUAUGCAGUAUUUCCUGUAGCAUUAUUAUCAUUUCAUUCUAAAUAGAAUGUUUUUGAUUAAUGAUGUUCUCUUGUGAUGUUUAUACACUUCAUGGUAUAUAAGUGGUGGAAAUGCAUUUUAAAUUUAGAGCAUGUAGACUUUGAAAUUAGCUUACCAAAAUAAUCAGCAAUUUUAAUAAAAUGUAUCUCAUUUAUACAUUAUUAAUUAAACAAAAAAAUAAAUGUCUUGCUUUGAUAUUGACCAUUAAAUUUAGAAACUUGAAGCAUUAUUUGUUGGUAAGUUAUAAAUGUAAUAUUCAAAAAAGUUAUGUCUAUAAAAACCAUGAUGAUUGUAUAAAUGAAAUAUGAAAUCACAUACAUCCUUGUGGUAACAUGUGAGAAAUUUUUGCCAUGACAAAACAAUGAACUGACAAAAUAUGGUUUUAUUAUUUAUUGUCAUUGCAAAAAUAUAAUGAUAAAUUAAUAUAUUUUGUGAUAUUCAUUUUAUUUUACUAGAGCAUUCCAUUAGAAUAUUUUAAUGAUAAUAAAGUUAAAAUAAAAAUUAUUUAGUAUCAUUGUAUCUUGUUCUUAUUCAAUAAAGUACUGGCAUAUACCAAACCAAUAUAAUAUGAAACUAUAAAAAAAACAAUAGACGUAUUAUUUUGUACUGAAUGAUUAUAUUCUACAAUGUAUAAAAUUCAUUUUACUUUGUUCAAAGGAAUAAGAGCAUUAUGAACUCUUACAAAUACUAUAAUGACAUGAUUGUUUCAUGACUUAUGUUUAUGAAUAUUUCUGUAAUUGUUAUAUUGUCACACAAAUGUGAGUGACACUAAUGUGUGUAUCACUAAUAACCGAAUGAUAAUAUUGUAAUAAAUCCACACUAAUAUCAUAAAUAUGAAAGUGUGUUUGUUUGUGUUGGUUUGUUCAUUCAUGUUGAAACAAAGCAGCAGAUUGGCAUGAUUUUUUUAGUGAGUUCAGUUUUUAAACCUAAAACUUCAGGUCAGGUGAGUGACAUAGGCCACCUUGUAUCGCAAAAAAAUUUCUCAUUCCCUGUGGGAAUAUUUUUAUAUCUGUAUUGCUAUCUUUAGAAAAAUCAAUUGACACUUUUCUUCAAAAACGCAGUGAAGCUGUGGCAGGAAUUUAAAAUCUACUGUAAUGCUAACUUUCAGGCACUAAACUACCUAAGUUAUGGAAAAAAUUUGAAUUAUAUUAUUAUAAUGAUUAAUUUUAUUGUAAGUUUAUUAUUAUUUAGAUUUGGAAUGAAAAUAAAAAGAUGAAAAUAA